GUUAGAGGUGUGCGGGCUUCGGGGGCCAUGGGGACUCCUCCCGGCCUGCAGACGGACUGCGAGGCGCUGCUCAGCCGCUUCCAGGAGACGGACAGUGUACGCUUCGAGGCCUUCACGGAGCUCUGGAGAAACAUGAAGUUCGGUACUAUCUUCUGUGGCAGAAUGAGAAAUUUAGAAAAGAACAUGUUUACAAAAGAAGCUUUGGCUUUGGCUUGGCGAUAUUUUUUACCUCCAUACACCUUCCAGAUCAGAGUUGGUGCUUUGUAUCUGCUAUAUGGAUUAUAUAACACCCAACUGUGUCAACCAAAACAAAAGAUCAGAGUUGCCCUGAAGGAUUGGGAUGAAGUUUUAAAAUUUCAGCAAGAUUUAGUAAAUGCACAGCAUUUUGAUGCUGCUUAUAUUUUUAGGAAGCUACGACUAGACAGAGCAUUUCACUUUACAGCAAUGCCCAAAUUGCUGUCAUAUAGGAUGAAGAAAAAAAUUCACCGAGCUGAAGUUACAGAAGAAUUUAAGGACCCAAGUGAUCGUGUGAUGAAGCUUAUCACUUCUGAUGUAUUAGAGGAAAUGCUGAAUGUUCAUGAUCAUUAUCAGAACAUGAAACGUGUAAUUUCGGUUGAUAAGUCCAAGCCAGAUAAAGCCCUCAGUUUGAUAAAGGAUGAUUUUUUUGACAAUAUUAAGAACAUAGUUUUGGAGCAUCAGCAGUGGCACAAAGACAGAAAGAAUCCAUCCUUAAAAUCAAAAAUUAAUGAUGGAGAAGAAAAAAUGGAAGGAAAUUCACAAGAAACAGAGAGAUGUGAAAGGGCAGAAUCAUUAGCGAAAAUAAAAUCAAAGGCCUUUUCAGUUGUCAUUCAGGCAUCCAAAUCAAGAAGGCAUCGUCAAGUCAAACUUGACUCUUCUGACUGUGAUUCUGCAUCUGGUCAAGGGCAAGUCAAAGCAACUAGGAAAAAAGAGAAGAAAGAAAGAUUGAAACCAGCAGGAAGGAAGAUGUCUUUCAGAAACAAAGGUAACGUGCAGAAUAUACACAAGGAAGAUAAACCUUUAAGUCUGAGUAUGCCUGUAAUUACAGAAGAAGAGAAUGAAAGUUUGAGUGGAACAGAGUUCACUGCCUCCAAGAAGAAGAGAAAACACUGAACAAAGAGCCUGGUGUAGUUUUUAAUUUUGAGUUUUCUGACAGAAGAAAAGAAUGAUAUUUUGUGUAUUGAACAGGAAGACUGCCAGUAUUAAAAAUAAUCCUUCUGGGAAACUGUAGGUUAUUUCUUGGAAAUUGCAAUACAUAGUUCUAGAAUAAAAGUACACAAAAUUAGAAUAAGAAUUCUUUAACAUUUUCUUUAAUAUGCAUAAAUGGAGAUAAAACUUGUAUUUAGUAUGUAAUAUAAAAAAUUCUGUUAUUUGCAGAUUGUUACUAUUUCCUGUAACGUUUUGUGAUACUAUACUGUCCGAAUACAGUCUGGUAAUACUAUUCUAUUUUAUUUAAAAUAUAUUUUAUUGAAAUAUUAAUGUUUAUUACAUGCAAAUAACUAAUCAUUUUGUAUCUACAGUCUGAUAAUGGAUUUUUUAAUUUUGUAUAUUCUAUUUUGUAUAUUGUUAAGUGCAAUAAAGUUUUUGC
Messenger RNA from Macaca mulatta (Rhesus monkey), 1606 nucleotides. It is a transcript of the gene SNAPC1, whose product is annotated as small nuclear RNA activating complex polypeptide 1. Gene Ontology annotation, biological process: snRNA transcription by RNA polymerase III; snRNA transcription by RNA polymerase II. The record is from RefSeq and is marked provisional. Gene Ontology annotation, cellular component: snRNA-activating protein complex. Lineage: Eukaryota; Metazoa; Chordata; Mammalia; Primates; Cercopithecidae. Gene Ontology annotation, molecular function: sequence-specific DNA binding.